GAACAUAAUGGUUUAUUAAGAACAAAUAUGCCAACAAAUAUGCCUUUAAUAUGCCAACUAGGUUAUCCGUGGCAACAUUAUGGGUUAAUUUUUGAUAAGAUUUAAAAUGGAAGAAAUUUCCACUGUUUCACUGAAAAAUAGUUAUCACAUAUUAUUUCUGAAAUAUUAUAUCUUAUAGCAGAUAAAGUUACUCAUUGAAGUAUUUAAUGGUUUAUUUACAAUGUAGAGAAUUAAUAGACGACUUUAAGACUUUAGUCUUUAAUAGGAAAAAAUUGAGAGUGUUUUACAUUUUUUAAAAUUUAUUUAUAUAAAUUUCUCUUUCUACAUAACUGUUGCUUCAAAUCUGAGUUGCCUGUGAAAUAUUUUACCCCACAACAAAUAAAGUUAAUUACUUAAGCAAUUUCGUUAGGUUUUAAUUUAUUAUUUAAGUUUCCUACUAUACAUUUUUUCUCAGUGCAUGACUGUUGCUUCUAAUAUCAGUUGGCUGUGCUUAGACAGCGACACUGCGUGAGAGAAAAAAUAGUUAUCUGAGCGCUGCUUUUGUUUAGCCCAUUUGUUUUGCCUGUGCUCUUUUCACUUGUGUGCGAGCGAGAGGAGUGGGGCAGAGUGAGCGAGAGGGAGAGGAACUACCUGGAGUUACCUACAACUUGCGACACCUUUUGACGUCGAUCGCGGGUUCAGUAGCAAUCGGUAGCCGGCGCCAGCAACAACAAACCCAAACACAGAACAAUUAGUCGACCGAAAUUCAGUGGAAUAUAUUUAUGCACAUAUAUGUUUAAAAAGCGCACCGCACACAAAGUGAACCGUGUAAAAUCGAGAGAUUACGGUAAAGAUAUGUUGUUUUGCGGUGAUUGUGUUUAACGGUGGAUUUUCGUUUGCACCUUGGCCAAAUACCAAGUGAUUCGGCCUAAAGAUAUAGAACCACUAAAAGAUGGCCUCCAACAACAGCAGCACCACCGAUCUGGACGGUCAGGUCAAUGUGGAGGAUUUGCCCAUAACGUUCAAGGUAAAAUACAUUGGUUCUGAGGUGGCUCGCGGAUUGUGGGGCAUUAAGUAUACUCGAAGACCCGUUGACCUAAUGGUGGGCGUGGCCAAGAACUUGCCGCCCAACAAGGUGCUGCCCAACUGCGACCUGAAAGUGUCCACCGCGGGCGUGCAUCUGGAGAUUAUUGCGCCCAAGGCGAGCAUCAAUCACUGGAGCUAUCCGAUCGACACCAUUUCGUAUGGGGUUCAGGAUUUGGUCUACACAAGGGUAUUUGCCAUGAUCGUGGUGAAGGACGAGUCCAGUCCGCAUCCCUUCGAGGUGCAUGCCUUCGUCUGCGACAGUCGGGCGAUGGCGCGCAAGUUGACCUUUGCCCUGGCCGCCGCCUUCCAGGAUUACUCGCGACGGGUCAAGGAGGCGUCCGGCGAAGAGGAUGGUAAUGAGGGCACGCCCAGCGACACCAUCACGCCCACGCGCCAAAAGUUCGCCAUCGAUCUGCGAACGCCGGAGGAAAUCCAGGCCGGCGAACAGGAACAGGAAACUGAGGCGUAGUCGGGGGAUUCACUGUACUGUACUUAUGCCAAUGUGAUGUCUUUAGUUACUUAACGUCCAGUGUUCACUGUAUUUGUAAAUUGUAGUUCUCUCACCCGGUAGUUGCCUCAUACAGCUAAUUACCCAAAGCCUAAGUGUUAAUACGAUUUGUAAACGAUUUUCUAUAAUAAACUACGAAUAUUGUA
Molecule: messenger RNA, 1719 nt
Organism: Drosophila elegans
Lineage: Eukaryota; Metazoa; Arthropoda; Insecta; Diptera; Drosophilidae
Exons: 3
Coding region: 932-1534 (200 amino acids)
Source: RefSeq, a predicted model, not a curated record